Molecule: messenger RNA, 348 nt
Organism: Dentiscutata erythropus
Lineage: Eukaryota; Fungi; Glomeromycota; Glomeromycetes; Diversisporales; Gigasporaceae
Source: the annotation of a GenBank genome assembly
AUGACUAGAGUAUUAAUGAUUUCCACAUACAUUCCACAAGUCAUCAGAGCUAGGCCAAAUAGGUUUUUUAAAAGCAAAGAUAUUAUUUUUGUUGAUGCAUACCGUAGCCAUAAUCGUGAUUAUGUAAUUAAAGCAUUGAAUUUAGAAAGCCUGGAUGUAUUAGAAAUCCCCGGUGGAACCACUAGUGUUUUGCAGCCACCAGACGUUUCUGUGAAUAAGCCCUUUAAAAACAGAAUAAGAAAAAGGUGGGAAGAAUGGAUAGAUAAAGGAAAAAAAAGUUAUAUUAAAAAGGAGAACCAAAAAAAAGCAUCAUAUAAACUUGUUUGUAAAUGGGUAUUCGAGACAUAG